This is a messenger RNA of Drosophila innubila, 1681 nucleotides long. RefSeq names its product aldehyde dehydrogenase X, mitochondrial. The coding region runs from base 121 to 1578 and encodes 485 amino acids. NCBI's taxonomy places the organism in Eukaryota, Metazoa, Arthropoda, Insecta, Diptera, Drosophilidae. The transcript has 6 exons. The record is from RefSeq and is a predicted model, not a curated record. Gene Ontology annotation, molecular function: aldehyde dehydrogenase (NAD+) activity.
AAAGCGAUUUCAGAAAACAGCUGCAGCUUCAGUCUAAAGCGAACUCUCGAAAAGUCGCCAGCAAACGGUUCUCCGAACAGUGAAUUCCCAGUUAACUACAUAUAUAUCUAUCUAUACAAUAUGGCUAAUUCCAACGCCAAGCCUAAGUACACAAAACUCUUUAUUAACAAUGAGUUUGUUGACGCCGCAUCUGGCAAGACCUUUGCAACCUUUAACCCAGCAACGGGUAAGGAGAUCAUUAAGGUUGCCGAGGGCGAUAAGGCUGAUGUUGACCUGGCCGUAACUGCUGCCAAGAAGGCCUUCCAUCGUGGUUCCGUGUGGCGUCAAAUGAGUCCUCUGCAACGCACCAAUCUGAUGCACAAGCUGUGCGAGCUGAUGGAGCGUGACAAGCACUUCCUGGCCAGCAUUGAGACACAGGACAAUGGCAAGCCCUUUGCGGAGGCACUCUUUGACGUGACCAUUUCGAUCAUGACACUGCAGUACUAUGCCGGCUGGACCGACAAGUUUUUUGGUGACACCAUUCCUGCUGGUGGAUUCAUUGCGAUGACUCGCAAGGAGCCCGUUGGAGUUGUGGGUCAAAUCAUUCCCUGGAACUACCCGCUCUUGAUGUUGGCCUGGAAGUGGGGACCUGCACUGGCCGUUGGCUGCACUAUUGUCAUGAAGCCGGCGGAGCAAACGCCUCUCACAGCCCUGCACAUGGCUGCUCUGGCCAAAGAGGCCGGCUUUCCAGCUGGCGUUAUCAAUGUGAUCAACGGAUUUGGACCCACCGCUGGCGCCGCUAUCAGUGAGCAUCCCGAAAUCUCCAAGGUGGCCUUCACCGGAUCUGUGGACAUUGGUCGCAUUGUUAUGCAGGCGGCGGCCACGUCAAACCUGAAGCGCGUUUCCUUGGAACUCGGUGGCAAGAGUCCUGUGGUGGUUUUCGAGGAUGCGGACAUCGACUACGCUGUGGAUACCACACACGAGGCCUUGUUCUCCAAUCACGGCCAGAGCUGCUGCGCCGGCAGUCGCACCUAUGUGCACGAGAAGAUCUACGACAAGUUCGUGGAGAAGGCGGCAGCCAAGGCAAAGGCUCGCAAGGUGGGCAGCCCCUUCGAUGAGAAUGUCCUGCAGGGUCCACAAAUCGAUGAAGAGAUGAUGACCAAGGUUCUCGGCUACAUUGAGAGUGGCAAGAAGCAGGGAGCCAAGUUGCAGGCUGGUGGCAAGCGUAUUGGCAAUGUGGGCUACUUCAUUGAGCCCACUGUCUUCUCAGAUGUCAAGGAUGAAAUGCGCAUUGCCCAAGAGGAGAUCUUUGGACCCGUUCAGUCCAUCUUCAAGUUCAGCUGCAUCGACGAGAUGAUUGAUCGGGCCAACAAUGUACAGUACGGUCUAGCCGCAGGCGUCAUUACCAACGACAUCAACAAGGCCAUGAAGUUUGCCAACAGCGUCGACGCUGGAUCCGUAUGGAUCAAUUGUUAUGAUGCCGUCUUGCCCCAGACUCCGUUCGGUGGCUACAAGCAUUCGGGCAUUGGUCGCGAACUGGGCAAGGAUGGUCUGGAUAACUAUUUGGAGACCAAGACCAUUACAAUGAAACUCUUAUAAAGUGAAAAGCAUCUAACAUAUAUGGAAUAUUUGAAUUUUAUGUGCACCUUUUGGUUUUAUGGUUAGUCUAUUGCAUUUCAAUUAAAACUAUAUAUCAACUCUA